CAUGGGAUAGAGCCGCACAUUUUAAUAUAUAUAUUGUGAGGUGGACGCAGUGGUACGGGCUGCAUUGACGGUGGUAGUCAGUUAUUUUCAGGUGAAGAACAAUAGGUGCCUGCCAUACAUUUCUGUGGCAGGCCCCAAUGAAUAAUAACGCUUUUGAGAUGUAACUAAAAGACAAAGCUGCAAAAAGAUGAGAUUUUUUUAAGCAUUUGACCAGUUAUGAUUUCUUGAAAUUCUAAUACUAGAAAAGUUGAUCUUUCUAAACUGCUUUUUAUUUUAUUCAUUAUGUCCAUGUUCCUGUUUUCAGCUUAUUGUAUUUUACUCUGUGUGCCUGAGUAAUUCACAGACGACAAUUUAAAGGCGGGUAAGCAAAGACCCAACAAAGUUUCAAAAAGCAUAGUCUUUCUCGUUAACUUUCUUUUUUCAAUCAAUCACUGAAUCAAGUUUAUCUGCACAGCACAUUUCAGCAACACCUAAGUGCUUCAUUUACAGCGAGAAAACAUUUAAAAAACACACACACACACACACACACACAUAAACGCAUCAUACAGUCAACAGUUGUGAAAACCAAAAAUAGACUUUACAUUUUCACUGGCCAGGAACUUUUAAAACAUGUUUCAUUUAAUUUUAUUUUAUUAAAAGGCGAAAAGGAACCUUUAAAUCUCCCCGUUUCUUCGCUGAUAAAUUAUGGCUCCGAAUGAACCGCAUUUUAUUUUUACGAAAGUCCACUAACGCAGCACCAGCUUCUUCUUCUUCCAUCCCCUAGAGGGCGCUAACAAUAUUACAUUGACGAACAUGCUUGUUUAGAGUCGCUUGUCAACUUUAGGCUGUAAAAAGACCAAAACGUUAAAUUUGACGAUCAAGGCGGACUUUAUGUAGCUUUCGUUCACUAUAAAUCACACAAAUAUGAUCUCAUUUGGGUUAUUUUAAUAUGUGUUGGGCUGUCGCGGCAUGCUAACCGUCUGUUUGCUCUUAGCUAGCUAGCUAGCUGCUAGCGGCUGUUGAUGCAGAUGUUAGCCCCAGUUUGAACAGAGGAAUAGCUUCUGAAAAAGAAGAGAAACAAGUCCAAAUGGAUCUCAAAUUUUACUCUGAGUUGUCGGAUGACUGUCCUGCAAAUGUUGACGCGGAGUUCAUGGACACGCAGCCGUACGGCGGAUACUCCGAGGAGAACAAGUUUUCUGAAGGCAGCGACAGCUAUCUGACCAUUAGUGGAGCUGGGCAUCACUUCCUAUCAGCAGAGCAGACAUUUCACACUCCUAGUCUCGGGGAUGAGGUGUUCGAGAUCCCCCCGAUAUCCCUGGAUCCAGACCAGGCUCUCAGCAUCAGCGAGGCGGUCUCCCACUUCGACCUGACCGACGGCUCAGACGACACCAGCGGUUCUUCUGGCUCCAGGAGCCUGGUGAGCAACCUGGUAGUGGAGGCCAAUGACCCGUCGUUCGCCUCCACCUUUGGGACUCCAGCUCUGGAGAGGCUGAGCCUCGGGCCGAUGGGUCAAGCCGGAGGGGCAGCCCUGCUCAGCUCCUCUGCCCUGGAGAUGGGGAACUCCAGCGGCUCACAUUUCAGCCGCUCUCCUCCCAUGACCAUCGAUGUCCAGCUGAGCGAGUUAGGUCACGGUCUCCUGGAGGGCAGCGAGCUGACCGGCAUAAACCCGUCAGAUCUGACGCUGGGGCUCGGGGGAAGUAACCUGGGUCAUCAUCCGGACGCGCCAGAGGAGCCGCUGCUAAUAUCCUCGUCUCCAGUCGGUUCCCUGCAGGACGAGGACAUGGACGACUUCAAGAGAAGCGUGCUGGUGGACUCCCCCGUGUCCAUCUCCUCCUCCCCGGUCCUGUCCCACAUGUCCCCCUACCCCCCAUCCCCGUCCUCUGCCUCCCCGGCGGCAGCGGCCAGGCGGGUCGGAGGGAAACCCGCCGCCCUGGCCUCGGCAGCCGAAACGGCGGCGGGAGGAAAGAAAGGAAGGAGGAAGAAGGAUCCCAACGAGCCGCAGAAGCCCGUCUCGGCGUACGCUCUGUUUUUCAGAGACACCCAGUCGGCCAUUAAGGGCCAGAACCCCAACGCCUCCUUUGGGGAGGUGUCAAAGAUCGUGGCGUCCAUGUGGGACAGCCUGGCGGACGAUCAGAAGCAGGUUUACAAAAAGAAAACGGAUGCAGCCAAGAAGGAGUACCUGAAGGCGCUGGCAGCGUACAAAGCCAGCCAGCUGUCUCAGCCAGCCGCUAUGGAGACAGAGACCUGCCCCCCUGUGGUGGACCUGACCCUGGGAAGCCCCCCUCCUGCGGGCCAGCAGACCCUUCUCCUGCCCUCAGCCAGCACCAGCAUGGAGGCCAACAUCAUCCUGGACGUUCCUCCCCAGACGGGCGCAAACCCAGUCGUCCUGCCUCCGACCCAGACCGUCACCAAGAUCAUCAUCCCCAAGCAUUUGCUGCAGGCCGGGGGCCAGGUGGUGACGCUGUUAUCCGGGGGGGUCGGCGCCGUGCAGCCCACCCUCCUGGUGUCCAGCGCCGCCCGCCAGCCGCCGCCUCUGCAGCAGAUGCAGAACGCGCCGCCCCCGCCGCGGCUCCAGCAGAUGGCGCCGGCCCCGCCGCCGCUGCAGGCCAAACCCAGAGAGGGAGCGACGACGACGCUGGGCCAGCCGGUCGCCAUGGCGGCGACGCCUCCACCUCCGCUCCAGAUCAAAAUAGUCCCUGCGUCGGUUCAGGACAGGUUGGUCACACCCAGCGCUGCUGCUGCGGCUGCCACCGUGCAGCCGGCGCAAGACAGGAGUUCUGCUGCAGCCACAGACGACGACGUCACUGAGAUUCUGGAUUCAGACGAGGACGUGAUGGAGGUGAGCGCGUCCGCCGGCGCCUCCGUGAAGAGCAUGUGUGUGAGAGCGGGCUGCACAAACCCGGCCAUCGACAGCGAGGACUGGGACCAGGAGUACUGCAGCAACGAGUGCGUGGCCACUCACUGCAGGGAGGUCUUCAAGGCGUGGUGCUCCAUCCAGAACCAGAACCUGGGCACGGUGAAGUGAAGAGCGCCCUCUACUGGUCUACACAAACACAACCGACUGAUAUAUAUAUUUUGCUGGUAACACUAGUCAGCUGAAAAAUCUUUUUUUUUGUUUGUUUGUUUUUUUGAGAAACUGGAACAAAGAUGAGUGCUGGUUGUUGUCACUGCUUCAAAUGUGAAUUGUAGUUCAGCAGCAGCAGUGAGUUUUCUGGGGAAGAAAUGAAGUGUCAGUAAAUCCGAUCCAGAAGUGGAGACAGCCAACUCUGUUACCGGAAGAUCUAAUGGCAGCUAGUACAGUUUGAAAACUCAGUAACAUUUUACUUUUUCUCUUCUUUUUUUUUUAACAGAAAAUAAAUAAUAAUAAAAAAAAACAUUCCCAGUAAUGAACAAAAUAAAAAGCUCCAGAUCAGCCUGGCAUUAAAUGCCUUUAUUUGUUUGUAUGUGUUUGGUAUUUGAUGAUGGCUUUCCAUGUGGGGUAAUGCCUUUUUUGUAUGAUCUUUUAAUCAGGCAGUUUAGUUGUUUCUAAAUUCUCAUGUUUUUUAAAAUAAAAGCCUGUAGCAGAGGA
Molecule: messenger RNA, 3547 nt
Organism: Poeciliopsis prolifica (blackstripe livebearer)
Lineage: Eukaryota; Metazoa; Chordata; Actinopteri; Cyprinodontiformes; Poeciliidae
Gene: tox4a
Product: TOX high mobility group box family member 4 a
Exons: 9
Coding region: 1067-3004 (645 amino acids)
Biological process (GO): regulation of transcription by RNA polymerase II
Cellular component (GO): nucleus
Molecular function (GO): chromatin DNA binding
Source: RefSeq, a predicted model, not a curated record